GUCCCCCUGGCCGUGGCUCUCCCGGCUCACAUUCCUUGGUCUCUGUGUGUCCGCCAGAAUCUGGAGCAGAAGAUGCAGUUCCUGAACAGUAUUUGCACACUGUGCAGCACGGCUGGAAAGAAGGGCUUGACAGAGAGCCUGGAUGUCUUCUGCUUCCUAAACGAUGUGCCACAGAACAUCGAGAUUCUACUGUGUGAGGAGCCCAGGGAGCAGCUGAGCACAGCACUGAUAUACCACUGCAUCAAUGCUAUCGCUGCCUUGAGUGAAGUGAACGCAAUUUCAGAGGACAAAAUACUACAUCUCUUAAAUGUGUCCUGCAAUGUCAUCUUCUACCUUCCUCCAACGAGCGUCUUGAACGCUUACCUCUACAACCAAACCCUGACAGCUAUGAACAACAUGCUACAGAUCGUGCUAGACAGCCGUCUGUCUAUAACCACUGUCAAUAAUCGGCUGCAGAGUAUCUUCAAGUUGCUGCUGUCCUAUACCUAUUCUGGGAUCAGAAUUGUGCGUGAGAGGACCAUGGAGCAGAUCUGGAAGCUUUGUGGUUUCAUGGCCAGCACUUUCAGGCAGCAGCUGCUUAGAAAAUUCCUCGACCCUCCUCAGACUACAGGCAUCGUCUUUAUGACCCUUGAAAAGACCAUUGCUGACUGCAGCUCUGAGGACAAGGAGUAUGCCAGGAUUAUACUGGACUUGGUUUUGAAAGACCCUGGCACCUGGCUAACAGAAGUGCCAGAGAUUCUGAAGUUCAUCCGCAGAAAGCUGAAAAGCAGCAGCGCGCCUGCUCAGGAGAUCUUCCUGUCAGUGCUUGACGUGCUGGCAUGCCAGUUUCCCACAGAUGUGUUAACAAGCGUGCUGAUCCAUCUACCACACAGUGACAGCACUACCCGGGAGAUCUGGAAGAUGAUGCUUACCAUGCGAGAACCUUCAGAAAAGAUCUUGGAUGAACUGUGCAACCUUCUCCAGGAUGAAGAGCGAUGCAGUAUCACCACAAUGGGGAUGGGCUUCCUUCAUCUGACUGUGCCAGAGAUUCUGGGGUCCAUCCAGAGAAGCCUGGAAAAGAGCAGUGAAUCGCUUCAGAAGACACUCUUCUCACUGCUGGACAUUCUGACCUUCCAGUUUCCCGGAGAUGUCCUGAGGAGUGUUUUGAUCGACCUCCCCCAGUGUGACAGCGUUACCCUGGACAUUUGGAACAGGAUACUUCCCAUGCUGGAAACUUCAGAGAGGAUCUUGGAUGAACUGAGCAAUGUUCUCCAGGACCAACAGUUGUGCGAGAUAUUUAACAUCACCACAGCGGAGUUGGGCCUCCUUCACUUGACUGUGAGUUACUGGACAAGGCAUUAGUGCUCG
Meleagris gallopavo (turkey) is the source of this 1347-nucleotide messenger RNA. Lineage: Eukaryota; Metazoa; Chordata; Aves; Galliformes; Phasianidae. The record is from RefSeq and is a predicted model, not a curated record.